AUGUUUGAAAAAAGAGCAGUAGUAUAUGAUGGUCUAGAUUGUAUGGCAGAUAUGAAAGAUCCAAAAUAUACUCAAUUAACAAUGAUGCUGCAAAAUGAAAUUUCAUGGGAAUCACAAGCUGAUUAUGCAAAAUAUACUGUUUAUUUUGGAGUUGUAAUAAUUUUUAUUUCAUUCUUAAAACAUCUUUAUUAUAGAAUUAGAGAUUAUAGAUAUAAAUCAAUACUAGUAGAAACUACAACCAAAUCAACAAACACAAUAUUUUCAUUAAUUGAUGUAUUAAUUUCAUAUUGUAGAUUUGUUGGAUAUAAACAAACUCCAAAUUAUGUACAAUAUUGGUUAUCAUUCCCUAAAUCAAUAGGUUCAACUUUAUUUAUGAUGAUUUCAAUAUUAUAUUUAUCUUGUUAUUGUUUUGUACCUCAUUUUUGGUAUAGACAAUGUGCUGGAUUUGGUUCACCACCAUUAGCUAUAAGAGCUGGUAUGAUGUCAACUGCUUUAGUACCAUUCACAUAUGUAUUAUCUGGUAAAUCAAAUGUUAUAUCAAUGUUAACUGGUAUAAGUUAUGAGAAAUUAAAUGUUUUCCAUCAAUUUGUUGGUGUUGCAAGUUUUAUUUUGGGAGUAGUUCAUACUAUACCUUUUGUAUAUCAAACUAAAAUUGAAGGUGGUACUUCAUUAUUACGUGAAUAUUUUACAACUGAUAGUUAUUUUGUUAGUGGAAUUCCAACAUUAAUAUUAAUGGGUCUUUUAUGUACAUUAUCAAAAGAUUGGUUUAGAAAACAUGUUUAUGAGAUAUUUUGGCAUUUACAUUGGAUGAUGGGGAUUGCAUUUUUUGGUUGUUUAAUAUGGCAUAUUGAUUAUGCAUUGGGAGCUCAAAAUUAUAUGUGGGGAGCUUUAGCAUUUUGGGCAACUCAAUUAAUUUAUAGAAUUUUGAUCAAGACUUGUUUUAGACCAAACAUUAUGUUUUUAAGAUCAAGAGAAGCUACAUUGAGUAAAGUUGAUGAUAAUACUUUUGAAUUAUUUAUUGAAAAUGUUUCUGACUAUAAAUGGAAACCAGGUCAACAUUGUUAUUUACGAUUCAAAGGAUUAAGAAUUUUAGAUAAUCAUCCUUUUUCAAUAUCAAGUUGUAGUGAAACUCAUAGUGGUAUGAAAUUUUUAAUUGUUGCUAAAAAUGGUAUCACUAAGUCUCAACAUAAAGAAUUAAAUAAAAAUAUAACAAUGAAGAAAAAAGUUUAUAUUGAUGGACCAUAUGGUGGAACAUUUAGAGAUGUUAAUAAGUUUGAAAAAUUGGUACUUUUAGCAUCUGGGACUGGAGUUACUGCAACAAUUCCAUUUUUAACAUAUAUGGCACAACAACAUCAAUUAAACACUCCUGAAUCCCAAAAUUUAAAAUGUAUAAAUUUCAUAUGGGUUGUUAGAAAUGAAAAAGAUAUAAGUUGGGUAUCAGAAGAAUUAAUCAACUGCAAAAAGAUUUUGGGAUCCAAAUUACAAAUUGAUAUAAGAGUAGUUGAAUUUGAAAAAGAAUUAUCAGAAAUGGAUAAAUCAGCAGAUUUUGAAAAAUCAGUAACUGAAUCAUUUAAUUUUACUGAAUUACCAAUAAAUUACGGCAAGCCAAACAUUCCUCAAAUACUAACAAAUCUUCAAUCAAGUUUAUCAAUUAGAAAUAUUUUCAUUUGUUCUGGUAGUAAAUCAAUGCAAGCUCAAGUUUCUUCUAAGAUAUCUAAAUUCCAAGGUUUGAUUUUUAAUAAUGACUUAAGAAAUACUGAUGUUGAAGAAAUUUAUUUACAUAAUGAAAGUUUUGGUUGGUAG
This is a messenger RNA of Lodderomyces jiufengensis, 1803 nucleotides long. Its product is annotated as putative ferric-chelate reductase. Gene Ontology annotation, molecular function: ferric-chelate reductase activity. Gene Ontology annotation, cellular component: plasma membrane. The record is from RefSeq and is a predicted model, not a curated record. Gene Ontology annotation, biological process: copper ion import; intracellular iron ion homeostasis; iron ion transport. The transcript has a single exon. The coding region runs from base 1 to 1803 and encodes 600 amino acids. NCBI's taxonomy places the organism in Eukaryota, Fungi, Ascomycota, Pichiomycetes, Serinales, Debaryomycetaceae.